AGACAGGAAAGGACCAAACCUCAGAAAACAGCUUGCCCAUGGAGGGCUGCAGGGGGCGCUCAGGACAGCCCAGCUAAGGGCCCCCACACUUGCUGGCAUGUCCCCCUCCUCCCUCGGGUCUCAGAUGUGUCGCUCUUUCGUGUCGCGGGCAUGAGCUGUUUACCAUCUACCUUUCUCUCCCAGCCUCCUCCUCGCCAAAACCGAGGAAAGGACAUUCGAAAUACGACGGAGGAACGGGAGCCUGACAGCGAGGUGAAAAACCAACCAGACUUCAUAAAGGAAAGAUUGGCGCUGUUUGAGAUAUUGAAGAAAGAGCAUCAGCGGUCACGUGCCACCGGAGGGAGCGAGGGGAGCGCAGGCGAUGCGAUCACAGUGCGAGUGGCUGAUGGGAAAACCGUGGAAGGGGAGGCGUGGAAGACCACACCGUACCAGGUGGCUGCUGACAUCAGUCGAGAGCUGGCUGAAAGCACCGUAAUAGCCAAGGUCAAUGGUGAAUUAUGGGACUUGGACCGCCCGCUGGAGGGGGACUCCACGCUGGAGCUGCUUACGUUUGACAAUGAGGAGGCACAGGCUGUGUACUGGCACUCCAGCGCCCACGUCCUGGGCGAGGCCAUGGAGCUCUACUAUGGAGGCCACCUGUGCUACGGUCCGCCCAUCGAGGACGGGUUUUACUAUGACAUGUUCAUCGAAGACAGAGCCGUGUCCAGCACAGAGCUGCCGGCGCUGGAGAGCAUCUGUCAGACGAUUAUAAAAGAAAAGCAACCUUUUGAAAGAUUGGAAGUCAGCAAGGACGUCCUUCUGGAAAUGUUUAAGUACAAUAAGUUUAAGUGCCGCAUUUUGAACGAGGUUAACACUCCAACCACCACGGUUUACAGGUGUGGCCCACUCAUCGACCUUUGUAAAGGCCCCCACGUGAGACACACCGGAAAAAUCAAAACCAUCAAAAUUUUCAAGAAUUCCUCCACCUACUGGGAGGGCAGCCCCGCCAUGGAAGCGCUGCAGCGGAUCUACGGGAUCUCCUUCCCCGAGAGCAAGAUGAUGAGAGCCUGGGAGAAGGCCCAGGAGGAGGCCAAGAGCCGGGACCACAGGCGAAUCGGGAAGGACCAAGAGCUUUUCUUCUUCCACGACCUGAGUCCGGGCAGCUGCUUCUUCCUUCCCAGGGGCGCCUUCAUCUAUAACACACUGAUGGAUUUCAUCCGCGAGGAGUAUCACCGCCGGGGCUUCACGGAAGUGCUCUCUCCCAACGUGCUCAACAGCCAGCUCUGGGAGGCCUCCGGCCACUGGCAGCACUACAGCCAGAGCAUGUUCACCUUCCACGUGGACAAGGACACGUUUGCCCUCAAACCCAUGAACUGCCCAGGGCACUGUCUCAUGUUUGCCCACCGCCCGCGGUCUUGGAGGGAAAUGCCCAUUCGAUUUGCCGACUUUGGGGUUCUUCAUAGAAACGAGCUGUCGGGAACCUUGAGUGGACUGACCCGGGUUCGACGCUUCCAGCAGGACGACGCCCACAUCUUCUGCACCGUGGAGCAGAUUGAAGAGGAAAUCCGGGGGUGUCUGCAGUUCUUGCAGUCUGUUUACUCCACGUUCGGCUUCUCCUUUCAACUAAAUCUGUCAACACGGCCGGAGAACUUCUUAGGCGAGCUCAAGUUAUGGGACGAGGCUGAAAAGCAACUGCAGAAGAGCUUGAUGGAAUUUGGAAAACCAUGGAAGCUGAACCCAGGAGAUGGAGCAUUUUAUGGCCCUAAAAUUGACAUCAGCAUCAAGGACGCCCUGGGCAGGUCCCAUCAGUGUGCGACCAUCCAGCUGGACUUCCAGCUCCCGCGGAGGUUUCACCUCACCUAUGUCAGGAUGGGGAUGACAAGAAGAGCCCUGUGAUCAUUCACCGAGCCAUUCUGGGCUCAGUGGAGAGAAUGAUAGCCAUCCUGUCGGAAAACUACGGGGGGAAGUGGUAAGUGACAUGGAAAAGGAAACGUGUCUGUUAUUCCUUGGAAGUCACGUCUGAGAGAUCAAACGAACAUGAAAAAAACUGGUGGCUCCUGCCUUAUCAUUAGCCAGCAUGCACACGGCAAGUAAAAAAUUCCCGUUCCCGCUGCCCAGUCAGAAAGUAAAGGCCGAGCGACAUGAAACUGUCUGAUUUGCCUUCCAGGGAACUCAGUAGACUUAUAGAGUCAUGUUCUCACCAUUUCAAGCCUUUGAAAGUUGGAACCUGGGAAUCACAAGGCCCACACUCCCA
This is a messenger RNA of Myotis lucifugus (little brown bat), 2233 nucleotides long. Its product is annotated as probable threonine--tRNA ligase 2, cytoplasmic. The transcript has 15 exons. Gene Ontology annotation, biological process: threonyl-tRNA aminoacylation. The record is from RefSeq and is a predicted model, not a curated record. Bases 151 to 1875 code for a protein of 574 amino acids. Gene Ontology annotation, molecular function: ATP binding; threonine-tRNA ligase activity. Gene Ontology annotation, cellular component: cytoplasm. NCBI's taxonomy places the organism in Eukaryota, Metazoa, Chordata, Mammalia, Chiroptera, Vespertilionidae.